AUGAUCAUAGACUCCAAAGAACAGGCAUGGAGAAUCAGCCUGAGAAAGCCGUUCCAGCCGCUAAUCGACGAGAUCAUGGCUUGUCCCACCAAGCAGUUGCCCCAGUUGAUGGCUGCCAACCUCGUGUGGGACAAACCCCGCGGAUAUCUCUUGCAUUGGGUGCCUGUGUUGAAUCGUAUUGACGAGAUCCUCGAGUCCCAAAUUAAGAAGUAUGGCUUGGACCACGAGAACCCCAAAAUGCACCAGUUCUCGCUGGACGACCAGACGCUCGUGGUGGCAUGCUUGCAAUUUACAUGUACCUUACUCGAGCACUGCAACGAAACCAAUCUUCAGAUCUACUCCAGUAGCGACCGGAUCUACGACUUGAUCAAGAGCGCAACCAUCGACGUGCGGUUGCACGCGUUGGAGGUCAUGACCAUGAUUGGCGAGAGACACGUCCUGGGCAAUCCCAGCCAGUAUGCCAUCCCCAAGCCAGCAAAAGCGUUGCUCUUGCAAAUCGCAAAGUCGUUUCCUCCGCUUGUUCCCGCCAGCUACAACUCCAGGGGGGUUGAUCCAGACAGGAAGACCAUUGUGGGUGAGCACCAUAACUACUUGGAUAUCAUGAGUAACGAAAAGCCCCCCAAAUGGAGGCUGUUGAAUUUUCAGUACUACAAGUCGUCGUCAAGCCUGGAUCUAGGCGACUCAAAAGAGCCCAAAGAAAAAGAAGCCAACACGGCUAAGGAAUCCAAGUCCAAAGAAAAGUCCGCCAAAGGUGCCAAGGUGACUCCAACUGAAGGCUUGGCCACCUUUGCCUUGCCAGAAGAGUCGGUGCGCAAACUCACAUUGGAGCAGAUCUACGACAAAGCCAGCGAAGUCAUUCCUGAGAACUACUGGCUUCAAUUUGGCCUUGUUGCCCCAGUGGCCAAGGCCUUCAACAAUUCCUCAUAUGAAGCUCUUGAAUUAAGGCGAAAACUCUUGCAAAUCAAGUUCCUUGCCAUUGGAUCCAUAAGUUGCUUGUGCUCAAGUCAAUUCACCUCCACAAAGUUAUUUGAAGCCGAGCCAUACAUCUUCAGUUUCCUUGUUGAAAUCAUCAACCCUGACAAUUUUCACAAAGUUUCCAGAGAAGUCUUGUUCGCUGCUAUUAAGGCAUUGGAAUACAUAUCCCUCAAGAAAGUCUGGGGAAAUGACAUUAUCAGAUCAAUGGGUGGAAACGUAAGCCACGGAAUCUUAUUUGAGUGUUUGAGAUUCAUCAAUAAGCAAGUCAAGGAAGAGAGGAGCGACUACUACGAGAAAGAAUACAUCCACUUCUUGAAUAUGGUGGGAAACCUCAUUAACAUUAAGAGCUUGGCCCAAAGAUUAACUUCAGGGGGUAUUAUCCACGACUUGGUCGCCUUUUUCAACGUUAAAACCAAGUACAGAUGGACUUGUUCGGCCGCUAUUCAUUUGACUUCUAUAUAUCUAGCUGCAUGUCCAGACAGUCUUGAUACUUUCAUCGAAAUCGACGGAUUUGGACUCUUGAUCAACACUAUUCAAUAUGAAGUCAACACUGCUCUUGAAUAUCCAAAUACUGGCCAGGACAAAAAUACUUCCACUCAUUCGUUACAAUUAUACUCCAUUGCAUUCAGACAAGCCAACUUCAUCAGGAAUCUAUUGAAAUUGGUUGUCGACUUGAUCCAAUCCGAUAUGGGAGACAGAUUAAGAAAUCUUUUUGACUCACCUUUGCUUGAGAACUUCAAUAAAAUCUUGACCAAUCCUGGCGUGUUUGGACCUGCAAUUUUAUCUUCCACAAUCGACUCAGUCUUCUACAUCAUUCACAAUGAGCCAACUGCGUUCUCCAUCUUGAAUGAGGCUGGCGUAAUUGAUACUAUCCUUGAUAAUUAUGAAUCGUUCCUUUUACCCUCGGAACUCUUAUUGACUUCUUUGCCAGAGGUCAUUGGUGCUGUAUGCUUAAAUGGUGAAGGAUUGAAGAAGGUGAUCGAAAAGAAGACUAUAGAGACUUACUUCAAAUCACUCUCCAAUUUCGAGCUUUCCAAUGAAAUGGAAUCUACUACGAAUUUGGGAUGUACAUUUGAUGAGUUGGGAAGACACUAUCCUACCUUGAAGCCUAUCAUUCUAAAGGAAACGAAGAAAUUGGUUGAAAGAUGCGCAAAUGACGUUAACAAAAGACUCCCAGGAGUACAGUUUUAUCGCUCAGAGACUGGGUCUUUAUAUAGAGGCCCAGAUGACAUCGAGAAUCCAGAUGCAUCUGAAGACGCUAAAGGCGACAAGCUCCAGAGAUGGAGAGGUUCGGAAGGUGAAGCUCUUCUCGAUAAUGUUUGCUCGUUUGUUGAUGGUCUUCUUCAGGACAGUGGUCAAUGGGUUGAGAUUAUGGAAAUUAGCUUUGAAUCAUGGUUGGACUUACUCACCAUUUCCAAGGCUCCAUUCGAUUACAGCACUGCAGCAGAAUUGUUGACCUUGUUAGCGAAUCUCAAAUACUUUGAUGAUGAGAAUAGAAAUUAUGGAUUCCCUCCCUUGAUAUCUAGGCUUGAGAAAUACUUGAAAUUGCCUGAAAUUCAGGAGUUCACCCACUACGAGGGUAAUGACAAGUCGUUCUUCACACAGCUCGAAGAAGAUGGCAGAUAUGAUGAUGCUACCAAACUUAUUCAAACCCUUUCCACAACUACUACCCUUCUUUUCACUUUGAUACACACCUAUGUUAAUCCGUACUUGUGUUUCCAUGAACGUAUGUUACAAUUGACCAAGCUUUUUGGCGACCUGGGAAUGAUAAUUGAUUUGGGUCGUCUCUUGGGAAGAUGUAUUGUUGAAGAAACCACGAUUAGAGCAAGUAUUCCUGAACAUUUGGUAGAUCUCACUGCGCCAGAUUUCAUUUCAGGCCAAGAAUCGUGUAUCACGGUGAUCAGAACCAAAGAAGAAAAACCCAAGGAUUGGAAGAAAAAGCAUGAAGCUACCAAUGCCAAGUUCAAAAAUAGUUGGCAAUUAAGACAUCUUAACCUCCAUAUUAUUUCAAACAUCACAAGGCUUUUAAACUCAAUAGGCCGUGUCUGUAUGCACAAGAGACAGGAAUUUACACAAGUCAGCUACCGUACAAAAGCAGUUAAGAUGACUGUUGAAUUGGCAAAAGUGUUUGCAGAUUUGUUAACGAGACAAUUUAGCAACAGUUAUUAUAAAAGCUGUUACAUUUUGGCCGUUUCGCAAGCACUUUUGCAUAGUAUUACGAUCAGAGAGAGAAGCAAAGACCACGCACCUACUUCAUUGGUCUUUGCAUUCAUUCAAACUGGAGUAUUUGAUCUUUUGAGAGAUUUGGGCAUUGAAUUAUGGCAAAAACUUUUGUUCAUGGAUCCUAAGAAGGCAGAGAUCUCAAAGGACUUGAAGUUCAUUAGCGCAGAUGAAGGAAGUAUAGUAAAGAACACCUUGAGUCAUAUUCUAACCAUUUUUUCCAAGUCUGUUAAUCAAGAUUAUCUCCCCACAAUUCCGGUUUCAAAGCUCUACUUCCAUACUGGCUACGAAGAAGAAUCUAGUCUCGUUUCCUCCCUUUUGGUUCAAACCAGGUUGAGAGCUUUGGAGCUUAUUGCCAGAACAAUUACCACCCAAUAUCCUCUCUUGCCAGUCGAAAACUUUGCCAAUGUUCCAUCUCCAUUACUUGAAAUUAUGGUAUCCAUUUUUAAGGUUGCAGGCUUCAAAAACGAAAGACACGACGUCGAGUUUGUUCCUUUGGAUGUGAAUAACGUUAGUCCACUCAGCAGUCAGCUUGAAUACCUCCAAGAGAAGGGAUUGAAUAAUGCGCAGGCCAUGCACUACUUCAAGCACGGUUUGGAUCUUUCGGAAGACACAAGCCAGUGGCCUGAAUGUCCACAGUUGGAUUUGAGUGCAUCAGAGAUCGAAAGAAUUAAACAUGCUGUGGAUGAAGACCCAAGAGAUUGGAGUCUUGAUCAUUCUAGCUACCCUUCUAAACAAGAUCUUGAAGACCAAAGAAGUAGUCUUUUCUAUUUAUCCCCCGAGAAAUGGUUAGAGUUCACUCGCAACUACCCUCACCCAUACCAAGUAUUCAGAAUUAUUACUACUGCUUGUGAUGAGUUCGAAUUGUCAUCGGUCUUAUUUGACCAAAUUUUGGACUUAACCGAGAAAAAUGAUAGAGGAGUCAAGUUGGCUACUGACAUCCAAUUAUUGUCAUAUCGGAUGGAACUGGAAUAUUCUGCUCCUAUCAAGAGUGAUAAAACUCUCGAUAGAUUCACUGAUUUCUUCGUGAAAGAGCUUCAGUAUAACGAGACCAACUCCAUGGUCAACGAGGAGUACUUUCAUCAUGCCUUGAAGAUUUUUGAAUUUAUAAUGACCAACAAGACCACUCCGUUGGAUAGUUCAAAGGCUUCAUACUUGGCUUCAAAGCCAUUUAGACUUGACGACAAGACUCAAGCAAACAUUCUCGAAAGUCUUUUGAAACUCCAAGACAUAAACAAUGGAAAUACCAUCAUAGCUCUCACCAGAGUUUUGAUUUUAUUUGCCAAAGACUAUGAAAAUGCCGUGAGAAUCGCGAGAUCACAGCUUUUGAAGAAUUUAGUUCGUCAUUCAAAACAUUUAAAUAAAUCUACCACCUUGUCUCCAACACCAGAGGCCAAAAACCAAGAUUUGGAUUCAUACAGAUCUUACCUUAUUAUUUUGAUGAGAAGAUGUUUUGAGACGGCAGAAGUUUUGAGGGUCAAUAUGUCGAAUGAAAUUUUGGCACUGUUGAGUACACCAAGCAGAUUCAAUAGGGAUCUCAACUCAUCACUCAAAGAGUCCUUCUCGUUGGUAGUCCGUAAUCCAGAAAUUUACGCAGAUGUUAUGUCUGAGAAUGUUCUUCUUGAUGGUUACGAUGGUAUCAUGCCUUUGGAUGGUAAGUUACCUAUUGUGAAGGUUUCGAAGGAUGAACAUAAAGAUUCCGACGAACAAAAGUCAUCCAAGGCUCAUGAAGAAGAUGUCCAAAUGAAGGAUGCAGAAGCAGCACCUGUUGAAUCCACAGGAAUUGUGCAUAUACUUUUGAGCGAGUUGAUGGAAGUAAUCAAAACAGACUGGGUGAGUGAUCCAAAAGACCAAAAAGCAAAGACUGAAUCCGAAGAAGAAAAGAAAAAGAACGAUAAGAAGAAGGAUGAUAAGAAGGAUAAAACUGGUGAAUUAUCCAAAAACCCCAACUUUUCAUAUGCAUCGUUCCUCCUUCAAACCUUGACAGAAUUGCUCGGUUCAUACAAGCAGUCGAAACUUGAAUUCUUGACCUUUUCUAAGAAAAAGAAUGGGGACUUAAAACCUAGAUCCACAGCCUUGAACUUUUUCAUUCAUCAAUUAGUUCCAACUCGUCUGUUGGAACAAUCCAGUGGUCCUGAAUUCGAUAGAAGGAGUGCUAUUUCUUCAAUUGCUAAGAUAGCACUUUUGGCAAUGGUUUCCAGUCCAGUUCUUGCCGAAAAUACCACUAGUACUCCACCGAAGACGAAAGAUUCUGACUUGGCUUUCAUCCGUAAGUUCUUUGUGGAUAUUGUGCUGAAAAUACUUAAAGAUACGUCGACUUCAGUUACUGCCUUGACCUCGGUGAAGUAUGGAAAGUUAUUGGACUUGUUCGAAUUAUGUGGAAUGGUAAUUUCUUCCAAGUCUCGUGAAACUACCGGACCACUCUUGAGUAAGAACGCCGUAAAGUAUGAUCAGUUUUUCAUUAGCAAAGCUAUUAUCGAUGCCCAAAUUCCAUUCCAGAUCACCAAUAUUCUUGCUGAUUUAGAUUUGAACUUCCCUGGCCUGGAAAAGGUCAUAAAGGCAGCACUUAAGCCUAUGAGUUUACUUGGAAAAACUAAAACCGAUUUCCAGGAGUUGUUCGAGGAAGAACAUCAAGGAGACAACGACGACGAUGACAUUGUCCCUGAUGAAGUCGAUGACAGAGAAGAGACACCUGAUUUGUUCAGAAACUCCACCUUGGGAAUGUAUGAUGCUGAAUAUGACAGCGAGGAAGAAGAAAUGGACUACUAUGACGACGAUCCAUUGGAGGUGUUGAUGUCAGGAGAGGAAAUCUCAGGAUCGGACGACGAAUCCUCAGGAUUAUCCGAUUUAGAAUCCGGUGAUGAGGAUGAAGGUGAAGAUCUCGAUCUUAGAGAUGAUUACGAUGAAGGAGUUGACGAAGAUUCCGAAGACUCCGAUGGAAUGGAUGAGGAUUCCGAUGACAUGGACGACAUAGAAAUCAUUGACGAGUUGAACAUUGGUUCACAUAGCGACUCAGAUGACGACGAGGACAUGAGCGGUGACAACUCCAGCUUCUACGAUUUUGAAGAUGAAGAAGCCAGUGAAUACGAUGAAGAAGAGUUAGAUGGUUGGCUCGAAGAAUUUGGAGCCGGUGAAGACGACGAUGAUGAUUCUGAAGAAGAAGAACAUGAUGGUAGGUCUAGACGUGAAGGUGGUAGACAGUUAGGAUUGGAAUCGAUUGACGACUCUGACGACAAUUUAAGUGACGUGGAGUCCUCGCUGGAGAUGGAUGGAGAAUCACACACCAGAAGAGGAUUGAACAGAGCAUUACCUGCGUUCGAAAGAUCACCUACAUUAGCAGUGCUUUUGGAUAGCUUCUUGGGAGAAUCUGGAGGAUUCAGAGGUACCAUUGAAGUCAACGGCGAAGAACAUCAUAUUCAUAACUUUGACAAUAACGUUCCUGGAAUCGGAAGAGUUUUUGGACAUAUUUUUGGAGAUAAAGCCAGUUCAGAGCCUUACAAAUUCAUGUACAUUAAAUCUACCAAGGAAAGAUGGGUGGAGACCAUGAGACUCUUCUACGCCAGAGACAGAGAGGAGAUCAUUAGUGUGGUCGCUAGAGAAAUCUUAGACCGUAUCCAGGAUGAAAGCACCAAGGUGUACAGGAAGAAAAAGGAAGAGGCCGAUAGAGUCCGCAGAGAGCACGAAGAGAAGAUCCGGAAGAAGCAAGAGGAAGAAAGAAAAAGAAGAGAACAAGAGGCAAAGGAGAGAGAAGAACAGGAACUCGCUAAUCCACAACCCCACUUGGAACCUGUUAUGGUCACUAUUGGUGACAGAGAAGUUGAUAUUAGUGGAACUGAUAUUGAUCCCGAGUUUUUUGAAGCUUUGCCAGAUGACAUGAGAGAAGAAGUUUUCACUCAACACAUCAGAGAAAGAAGAGCCAACGCAAGCACCACUGGACUUGAUGCGAGAGAAAUCGACCCCGACUUCCUUGAUGCUUUACCAGACCAAAUACGUGAAGAAAUUCUCCAGCAAGAAUCCAUGGCCCGGAGAUUUUCCUCCUUGGGAGACAUGAGAUUCGAAGAUGACGAUGAAGGGGACGAGGAUGACGAAGGCGAUCUUGCAGAUGAUAAUGGUGAAGCAAACCUCGAUGGCUCAGCAGCUUCCAAAAAGACUGAAAAAGCAAAGAAGGUAUUUUUCACACCAUUGGUCGACAAGCAAGGUGUUGCUUCGCUUAUCAGGCUUCUUUUCACACCAUUGAGCUUGAGUCAAAGAGAACAACUUUCGCAUACUUUGGAAUAUUUAUGUCAAUCUAAGCAGACCAGAAUCGAGGUCAUGGGCUUGUUGGUGGCCAUUCUCCAUGAUGGUUUAGCAGGCCACAAAGCAGUGGAGAAAAUGUACUCCCAAGUGUGUAACCGGGCUCUCACAGGUGCAAAGGACGCCAAGAAGCAAUACAGAUUGCCCUUGGGAAGUUCGAUGAUCAAUAUCGGUAUUCAAGUGAUCGAGUCAGCAAGUUACUUAUUGGAACGGAACAAUCAUUUGUGUUACUACCUUUUGACAGAGCACGAGAAUCCAUUCUUGCUCAAGAAGAAGAAUAAGUUGAAGGAUCUUACGAAGGAGAAUAAGUACCCAAUCAACCACCUUUUGGGCUUGCUUGAGCAUAAUCUCAUCAAGGACGACCAGACCUUUAUGGACAUACUUGCAAGAGUGCUCCAAGUGGCUACCAGGCCCUUGCACGUACUUCUGAAAGUGAAUAAGAAGGAAGAAGUCAAGCCUGCACCAUUUAAUCCUCCAACCAUUCCUGAUGCCAACUAUCGUCGGAUCAUCAAUCUUUUGACUGCUAACGAGUGUUCUAACACCACCUUCAGAAGAACCAUUAGUGCCAUGCAGAACUUGUCGGUGUUGGGCAACGCCCAGAAAGUAUUCUCCUUGGAGCUCUCGGAUAAGGCUACCUCCUUGGGCCAUGUCAUCAUCAACGACCUUAACCAAUUGACCAAGGAAUUGAAUGGUGCAAAUUACUCCUACGACAACAAGGCCAUGACCAAAUUCACUGCUUCCUCUUCGGACCAAGCCAAAUUGCUUAGGAUCUUGACUGCCUUAGACUACAUGUUUGAGUCCAAGGAUAAAGAGAAGAACAAGGAAAUUGACAGUGGAGCCGAAGCUGAAUCAAAGAAGCCCAGCUCUCCUAUUGAUAUCGAAGAAUUGACCGGAUUAUACAAGCGUUUGGCUUUGGGUACGUUGUGGGAUGCUUUAAGUGAUAGUUUGAGAGAAAUUGAAAACCGUCAGGAACUUGCUCCGAUUGCCACUGUUUUGUUGCCUUUGAUUGAGGCUCUCAUGGUGGUGUGUAAACACAGCAAGGUGAGAGAUUUACAGAAGGACGUGGUGAAGUUUGAAGCCAAGAAAAUCGACUUCAGCAAGGAACCUAUUGAAAGGCUCUUCUUUUCGUUCACAGACAAGCACAAGAAGAUUCUCAACCAAAUGGUCAGAACCAAUCCAAACCUUAUGAGCGGUCCCUUUGGCAUGUUGGUAAGUAACCCCAGAGUGUUGGAGUUUGACAACAAGAAGAACUACUUCGAUAGGAAGUUGCACCAAGACAAAAAUGAGAAUUCCAAGUUGGCAAUAAGCAUUCGUCGUGAUCAAGUGUUCUUAGACUCGUACCGUUCCUUGUUCUUCAAAUCAAAGGAAGAGUUCAAGAACUCCAAGUUGGAGGUGAAUUUCAAGGGCGAGACUGGUGUUGAUGCUGGUGGUGUCACUAGAGAAUGGUACCAGGUAUUGUCGAGACAAAUGUUUAAUCCGGACUAUGCCUUAUUCACCCCAGUCGCAUCAGACGAGACCACCUUCCACCCUAACAGGACGUCGUUUGUGAACCCCGAGCACUUGUCGUUUUUCAAAUUUAUUGGUAGAAUCAUUGGUAAAGCUAUCCACGAUGGUAGUUUCCUCGAUUGUCAUUUCUCCAGAGCAGUGUACAAGAGAAUUCUCAGCAGACCGGUUUCCUUGAAAGAUAUGGAAACUCUCGAUUUGGAAUACUUCAAGUCGUUGAUGUGGAUGUUGGAAAAUGACAUCACCGACGUCUUGACCGAAGAUUUCUCGGUGGAGACGGACGACUAUGGUGAGCACAAGGUUAUUGACUUGAUCCCAGACGGAAGAAAUAUUCCUGUCACUGAGGAGAACAAGCAGGAGUACGUGAGCAAAGUGGUUGAGUACAGAUUGCAAACAUCUGUUACUGAGCAGAUGGACAACUUUUUGAUUGGAUUCCACGAGAUCAUUCCAAAGGACCUUGUUUCCAUUUUUGACGAACAGGAAUUGGAGUUGUUGAUUUCAGGAUUGCCCGACAUCGAUGUCAACGACUGGCAGAAUAACUGUACCUACAACAAUUAUUCUCCAUCUUCGCUUCAGAUCCAAUGGUUCUGGAGAGCUGUCAAAUCUUUUGAUAACGAGGAAAGAGCAAAGUUGUUGCAGUUUGCUACAGGUACUUCCAAGGUGCCAUUGAAUGGUUUCAAGGAGUUAAGUGGGGCCAAUGGGACCUGUAAGUUUAGCAUCCACAGGGACUACGGCACUACUGAUCGGUUGCCAUCGUCACAUACUUGUUUCAACCAAAUCGACUUACCAGCGUAUGAAAGCUACGAAACGUUGAGAGGAAGCUUGUUGUUAGCAAUUACUGAAGGUCACGAAGGUUUUGGAUUGGCCUAGUCAGGUCUUGUGUUGAAGAUUUUUCAAAAAAGAUUAGGAUCAAAAAUUUCGUCAUGAGCAUUGUUCGUAUGGCUUUAGUUAUUGGUUAUAGUUAUAAUAACAUAUACAUUAUUGAAAAGUUU
Molecule: messenger RNA, 9983 nt
Organism: Suhomyces tanzawaensis NRRL Y-17324
Lineage: Eukaryota; Fungi; Ascomycota; Pichiomycetes; Serinales; Debaryomycetaceae
Gene: TOM1
Product: E3 ubiquitin-protein ligase
Exons: 2
Coding region: 1-9861 (3286 amino acids)
Biological process (GO): protein polyubiquitination; positive regulation of protein catabolic process; proteasome-mediated ubiquitin-dependent protein catabolic process
Molecular function (GO): ubiquitin-protein transferase activity
Source: RefSeq, a predicted model, not a curated record